ACCCAACGGGGCCAUUUGUCCUUUGGAAAUAGGGCGAAUAGUGUAUGGCGGCAGGAACCCGCCAGGAUUGGGGGUGCCCGGGCGGAGAAACACCCGUACAGAGGACAUAAAGGGCUGGGAAGAGCUAAAAUCAGCAUCCAAGUUGGCGCCCGAUUCUCUGUGAAACCAUCCCUCGGCUCCUGGAGGGAGACUGCUAAAUCAUGAGAUUACUUGCCUUGCUUUUUCUCUGCUCCAGGCUGCUGCCAAGUGUGAGCCAGGAGUCCUCGCAAGAAAUCGACUGCGAUGAUGAGGACUUAUUUAAGGCAGUGGACGCCGCGCUGAAGAAAUAUAACAGUAGAAACAAAAUCGGCAACCAAUUUGUGCUGUACCGUGUCACGGAGGUCGUCAGGACGGAUGACCCUGACACAUUUUAUUCCUUCAAGUACCAAAUCAGGGAAGGAAACUGUUCUGCUCAAAGUGGCAAAACCUGGCAGGAGUGUGACUACAAAGACCCUGCACAAGCUGCCACAGGAGAAUGCUCCGCGACGGUGGGGAAGAGAGGGAAUACGAAAUUCUCCGUGGCUACGCAGACCUGCCAGAUCACUCCAGCCGAGGGCCCUGUGGUGACAGCUCAGUACGACUGCCUUGGCUGUGUUCACCCCAUCUCGACGGCGAGCCCUGACCUGGAACCCGUUCUAAGACACGCCAUUGAACAUUUUAACAACAACACAGCUCAUUCGCACCUCUUUGCUGUUAGAGAAGUGAAAAGGGCCCACAGACAGGUGGUGGCUGGAUGGAACUAUGAAAUUACUUACUCAACUGCGCAAACGAAUUGUUCCAAGGAGAAUUUUCUAUCCUUAACGCCAGACUGCAAGUCCCUUUUGAAUGGUGACAUCGGAGAAUGUACAGAUCACGCACACGUGGAUCUCCAGCUGAGAAUUGCUUCUUUCUCGCAGAAGUGUGACCUCUAUCCAGCGGAGGAUUUUGUACAACCUUCCAAGAUUUGCUCCGGCUGCCCCAGAGAUAUACCUGUCAACAGCCCAGAGCUGGAGGUGGCUCUGAAUCAUUCCAUUGCAAAGCUUAAUGCAGAGAAUAAUGGAACUUUCUAUUUCAAGAUUGACAGUGUGAAAAGUGCAACAGUACAGGUGGUGGCUGGAGAGAAAUUUUCUAUUGCAUUCAUAGCCAGGGAAACCACGUGUUCCAAGGAAAGUAAUGAAGAGUUGACAGAAAGUUGCCAGAUCAAUAAAUACGGACACACCCUAGAAUGUAAAGCCGAAGUUUUUGUGAUACCCUGGGAGGAAAAAAUCUACCCUACUGUCAACUGUCAGCCACUGAAAAAGAUCAUCUUGAUGAAAAGACCUCCAGGUUUUUCACCUUUCCGAUCAGUACCCAUGGAGAAGACAGAAGAAGGAGCAACUAGGCACCUAAGGCCCUGCGAGUACAAGGGCCAACCUCAGGAGGCAGGGGCAGAACCAGCAUCUGAGAGCGAGGUCUCUUGACCAGUGACAGAAUCUUCACGCCUGGUACAGUAGCCCCAACAACUUCUAUCAGCAGCCCUUCAUGGAAAGACAAGAAGAUGGGAUAAAAGUUAGAGAAGAAUGCCAUUCUAACUCUUCUGUUGCUGGGUGAAAUAAAGUUCAGUCUUGAUGCUCUCA
This is a messenger RNA of Ailuropoda melanoleuca (giant panda), 1634 nucleotides long. It is a transcript of the gene KNG1, whose product is annotated as kininogen 1. The coding region runs from base 201 to 1478 and encodes 425 amino acids. The record is from RefSeq and is a predicted model, not a curated record. Gene Ontology annotation, molecular function: cysteine-type endopeptidase inhibitor activity. Gene Ontology annotation, cellular component: blood microparticle; extracellular region. Lineage: Eukaryota; Metazoa; Chordata; Mammalia; Carnivora; Ursidae. The transcript has 11 exons. Gene Ontology annotation, biological process: positive regulation of cytosolic calcium ion concentration; negative regulation of blood coagulation; negative regulation of endopeptidase activity.